CGUUGGUUACUUGUUCAAAUCGCCUCCGAUCUCCUUCAAAAGGUGAAUUGCAGCUCAUUUGAUCCUUCAAUGGUGGACUCCCCAAUUUCCCAAUGUCUCUAAGCUUUAACCUCCUCAAAGCCACUCUCUCCCUUUCCCUCUCCCCUUCCAUUUCCUUCUCUUCAAAAUGUAGUUUCUCUUCUUCCGUUUUUUCCCCUCGCCCCAUCUUCUCCAGGGUCUCUCGGAGCUCCCUCUCCACCAAGACCGCCAUGGGUUCUGCUCCUGAUGCAGCCAUGGAUGCCGUCCAGAGACGUCUUAUGUUCGAUGACGAAUGCAUUUUGGUGGAUGAAAGUGAUAACAUUGUUGGUCAUGAUUCUAAAUAUAAUUGUCACCUGAUGGAUAAUAUUGAGUUAAAUAAAGCGCUCCAUAGAGCUUUCAGUGUCUUCUUAUUUAACAAUAAAUUUGAGUUGCUUCUUCAGCAACGUUCUGCAACAAAGGUAACAUUUCCUCUUGUUUGGACGAACACCUGCUGCAGCCAUCCGUUGUACAGAGAAUCAGAGCUGAUUGAGGACAAUGCACUUGGAGUAAGGAAUGCCGCACAGAGAAAGCUUUUUGAUGAACUUGGCAUUGUUGCGGAAGAUGUACCGGUCGAUCAAUUCACUUCCAUUGGACGCAUUCUCUAUAAGGCCCCAUCAGAUGGAAGAUGGGGAGAGCAUGAGCUUGAUUACCUCCUGUUCAUAGUUCGGAAUGUCAAUGUGAAUCCGAACCCCAACGAAGUGGCAGAUGUCAGAUAUGUGAACCAGGAACAGUUGAAAGAAUUGGUGAGGAAAGCAGAUGCUGGAGAGGAUGGACUGAAGCUUUCACCAUGGUUCAAACUAGUUGUGAACAACUUCUUAUUCAAGUGGUGGGACCAUCUUGAGAAAGGAACUAUCAAUGAAAUUGUUGACAUGAAAACCAUUCACAAGCUUACCUGAAACCCGGAUAAAGAGGCGUUACAGUUUGUGAAUCGAACACUCAUAUUUUGUAGGACAUUUUGUGUGAUGAUUAUUGUUUAGAAACGGAGAUGAGUGUAAUAAUUAGGGCAUCAACACAUGUAAUAAAAUUCUUUUACCAAAAAUGUUUGAAAUACUAAUACAUAGUUUGAUCAAACAUUUGCCAGUAAAAAAUAUGAGGUAACACAGUUUUCUUA
Molecule: messenger RNA, 1168 nt
Organism: Cucumis melo (muskmelon)
Lineage: Eukaryota; Viridiplantae; Streptophyta; Magnoliopsida; Cucurbitales; Cucurbitaceae
Product: isopentenyl-diphosphate Delta-isomerase I-like
Exons: 6
Coding region: 93-953 (286 amino acids)
Biological process (GO): isoprenoid biosynthetic process; isopentenyl diphosphate biosynthetic process
Cellular component (GO): cytoplasm
Molecular function (GO): isopentenyl-diphosphate delta-isomerase activity
Source: RefSeq, a predicted model, not a curated record